GAUGGAACAUUACCACUCAAUUCUUCAGCAAGACGCUCAGCACUGUCCUUGAGUCCGUGGACUGCAGCUGUAAUGUAUGCUAGGGGCAGAUGACCAGAAAUCUCCAAAAUCUUAACACGCUCACGAACAUCACCAAGAUAAAGGAAAGAGAGCCUCUUAAAGUUCAUCGUCUUCUGGUAGGCAUAUUCAACAAUACCUGCAUUAACCUGCCUAAGGGGCAAGGGCCUCCACCCCAAGCCUAUACCAGUGAUCUUUCUGAUCAAUCUUCUUAGCAGAUUCAAGAGCUAUCUCAAUGUUCCCACUUUCAAGGAUAAGUUGAAACUUGAAACAAAUCGGACUCUUUCAUGGAUCCGAAUGUUCCUCCUGGGCCUGAUGAUCACCCAGGGCCCGCUGUUCACCCGGGGCCCGCUGAUAGAUCAAUAUUGUCUUUGCAAGACAAUCAUAGGUCAGAGUUAUUAUGGGCCGGUACUAUAGGGAUAUCUACUAGGUUCCGUCCCCGUAGGCUGCAGAGAGCGUGGGCUCUUUUACGCGAGCACCCCCCACACCCUCGCGUGUUGGAGAUAUUAUUUCGGGGCGGCAUCUACCGUUGCGUGUCCGUUGGUCGGGUACAGCAUGAUUGAGCGCUCAUCACGGCAAUGGUUGAGCGGUGGAGGCCAGAGACACAUACCUUCUAUCUUCGCACUGGUGAGGCCACGAUUACACUUCAGGAUGUCGAGGUCCUCUUAGGAUUGCGGGUUGAUGGAGAGCCACUGUACACUCGGUACGAGCCUCCUCCUGGUCAGACGUGGGUGACAGAGUUGACUAGGCUCACCCACUUCAUGCCUGAUGCCGCGGCCCAGAUAUCGGGACAGAGUCGGGUUCAGCUUAGUGCACUCUGCACUUAUUUGGAGGGUCUGUAUCCGGUUGACGACGGCACCCCGCAGGACGAUGUUGAUCGUCAUGCUCGUUUGUACCUGCUUAUUAUAUUCGGGGGCAUCUUGUUCCCAAAUUCAUCGGGUGCCUUUGUCAGUUUACGUUACUUGGUUUUCUUGGAGCAUCUGGACCGCUUGGGAGACUACAGCUGGGGCGGUGCUGUUUUGGCGUAUCUUUACAGAUGCCUGUGCCGAGCAUCUAUUGGUGCUGUCAGAGAUGUGUGUGCAUUUUUUGCUCUUCUCCAGUUAUGGGCGUGAGAGAGGAUGCUGUCUUUUCAGACCGUACCUAGGCAUCACCUCGAGAUUGACAUGCCUUAUGCGAGGAGGUGGACAACGGGUUUUGACCAGGAUGUCGAUACGCACCACAGUAUUCUUCCAUUCCGGGACCAGCUUGAUCACAUGACGGACGAUCGGGCUGCCGUUGAUGAUGAUUUUCUGGCUUUCAUGGCUGUCCAGCUCCACCGUUGGGAGAACAGGUUGGGCACUUUAGCGGUGGUCGGCCAUUUGACUCCCAUUGAGCAUUACAUACGCUGGUAUUAUCAGAUCACACGCCGAUUGAUCGGCAACCCCGCUUUGCGUCCCCCUUGGGAUGUAGGAUAUUCAGCACUCGCGGGGCAGUACAAGGCAUUGGUAAGUUUACCGUGUUUAGAUUUAUCUAAUUUCAUUAAUUGUUACGUUUUAAAAAUAAACAUUUUUUGUUUCUGUUAAACACAACUGCAAUUGGUGGCCGUACAACGUUUACGCAUCUUGGGGUUAGAGCAUAUGCCUUACCCUGGGCUUGCGGGGCUUGCCGCGUAGAUGGUUAGGAUUUCCGAGGAUGGUAUCUGCCAGGCAGGCGAGAUUAGGCGCGUGGCGGAGCCUUUUCCGAAGGCUGAGUAUCAGGCAGCACCGGGUGCUCCCUGAGGAGGAGGCCAUGCUGGCAGAGGACGCCGUGCUGCCGGAGGAUGCCGGGCGCGUAAAGGACGCAGCGCUGCUGCUAGAGGACCUGGUGGUGGAGGACUGGUAGAUGAGGCGGAUGAGGCCGAUCCCAUUCCAUAGGGCGUUCACGGUCUAGUCCAUCCGCAGCCAUUCCAGGCCGGUGGCAGCUCACCUGGGGACUCACCUACGUUUACGCCGGUGCUCUUACUUGCUGAGAUACCCGGGUCUUCAUCACAACCGAGUCAGAAUGCAUACAUGGAGGAGCGUGAUAACGUUGAUUGGGCGGCAUUACGCGCUUCAUUAGUUGAUGAGCGGCCUGUGAGGAAUUUAGAGGGAGUCCGGAUUCUUGACUUCGAUGAGUUUUUUAUCCCGGAUUCGGCGUCAGCGGGUCCACCAGAGCCACCCACUCAGGCAUUUUCUCAUAGGCCUACCGAGCCAGCGAUGUCUUCCCAUGUGACUGUCGAUCCACAUGAUUCGGCGCCAGUGGGUCCACAGGAGCUGCCCAUUCCGGAGCAUUCUCAUCAGCCUGCCGAGGCAGAGGUGUCUUCUCAUGAGACUACCGAGGCGCAUCAUCUCGUCCAGGAGACUACCUCAUAUUCACCAUCACACCCAUCUCAGGAGCCUAGAGACCCAUCUCAGGAGCCUUCUCAGGCGCCCGUUGACACACAGGUUCAUCCUUCGGCGCCUGCGGUGGCGACUCCCGACGAGGAAGAGGUCGAGUUUCCAGACCCAGCUCAGCCUGAGGUUCUGAGUGUGCCAGCGGGACAAGAUCCCAAGAAGAAGCACGUUCUAGUUAAGGGCGCAAGGGCUAGGGGAAAAGGAGAUGAUCAUGACUUGGAGCGCCCGGUUAUUAAGAGGAAAAAGGGCGACACGGAGACGAUGGCGAGGGCGGUGGGGAUGGUAUGAGCCUUAGGCCUAGGGAUAGUCUCCGACAUACUACAUGUGGGACCCAUCCUAGAUAGUGUAUAUACAUUAGUGUUGUACAAUUUAUCGUAAAUAUUAUACAUUUUUUGCAUAUUUAUAAA
This is a messenger RNA of Lycium barbarum (goji berry), 2854 nucleotides long. RefSeq lists its product as uncharacterized. The coding region runs from base 2085 to 2735 and encodes 216 amino acids. The transcript is spliced from 8 exons. Lineage: Eukaryota; Viridiplantae; Streptophyta; Magnoliopsida; Solanales; Solanaceae. The record is from RefSeq and is a predicted model, not a curated record.